Messenger RNA from Ustilago hordei, 1653 nucleotides. RefSeq lists its product as uncharacterized. The record is from RefSeq and is a predicted model, not a curated record. The transcript is spliced from 3 exons. Lineage: Eukaryota; Fungi; Basidiomycota; Ustilaginomycetes; Ustilaginales; Ustilaginaceae. Bases 1 to 1653 code for a protein of 550 amino acids.
AUGAUUUGGCGAAAUGUUCUACCAUGUUGCUUAGCGCUGCUGUCAGUCACUCUAGCAGCGGACCCUGUUCCAAAUUGGCCCCGACCACCAGCCCAACCUCAGCCGGCUCCAGAUAAGAACCCCUCUCCAGGUUCGCAACCUCAACCAGCACCCAACUCACCCGAUACUUCACACACACCUCCUUCAGGCAGUGCAGGUGAACAUACAGCUCGAAAACCCGACCCAAGCGAAAGCGUCUUCGGCGCAGGCUGUCGCUGGGAUCCCACAACCAGCAACAUCGAACAAGUCUCAUUUGAUUUCCGUACCGGCCAGGCCCCACCCUCAACUUGGUUCACCGACGUUCACGAUGCAGCCACCACCACGAACCCUGCUAAGAGCAUUCAGCGUCGCGAUACACCCCCUUCCUCCCCUCCAACCCCUCCUCACCAAGAAGGAGGCAAACCAGUCCUGGACGCAUCCUACCACACCCGCCUAAUCGACGUCCUAACCUUCCGCGCGCGCUAUGGUUCCUUCGGUUCCUCCCUCAACAGUGCCGGUUGUGCCCUCCCCGCAUUCUCCGAACGACUCGCAAACCUCGAAGAACAAGAGCGCGAAAUUAUUAACAACUACACCGUUCAACACAAACCCAUCGCUGGCAGGGACAACAUUCCUAACGCCAUGUUUUUUUGGGCUGGAAUCUCCAACUACAACCCCAAAGUUCGUUCGGAUCUCAUCCAAACUGUCGUGUUCUAUGGAGAUGGAUGUGCAGCAAACCCUCGCCAAGGAUUAUGCAUUUAUGCUGCAGAAUACUCCAACUUCAGAUACAGCCCCGAGGAUCACAUGUGUAUGGGGAGUAACAUGCCUGUUUUCUACCCGGUCGAUACAACUAUGACGGUGGUGUAUAGGACGCAGAAUGGGUUCAGGACGCAGGAGAGCUGGAUCGAUGGGAAAAUGUUUAGUAAGCCGGAGCCGGACUUUGCGGCAUUGGGGUUGUGUACGGGUGGUGCGACAUUGAAAACGCAGCCAAAGAUGAUGGAGGGGGGGAAGGUGUGGGUUAUUGAGGAGGUUAGAGUGCCUAAUGGAGAGCAUCCGACGGGUUCGAAGGGUGAUGCUAGAAAGGAUGCUGGCGGUUUAGAGGGAGGCUCAAAGGCUGACGGGGGGAAUCAGAAGACACAAAGUGGUAACGGUGGCACAGGAGUGGCUCCGCUCCAGGCUCCAUUUAGUGGUGGCAGUGGUGGCAGUGGUGACAUUGGUGUUGGUUCGUCACCUUCUGCCGACAACAGCGCUGUUCAGACUCUUCCAAAGGGUUCAGCUACGGGCAACAACGGCGACAAAGGUGUCUCAGGUACACCGGGUAGCAACGGUCCUAGCGGUGGAAGCGAUCCUCACAAUGAUGCUCUGCCGUCACCCGGCGGUCGUGCAGCUCACGACGCCCACAUCGCACGCGCUGCUCAUAUGGCUCAUCAGGCUUCGUCAGCCAAUGGACUCCUGAACCUCAAGCUGUCGACGCUCCUCCCUCUGCACCACCUGCAAACGAAGCUGCUACUCCUGACAGUGCCAAAGAUGCUAAUGCUCCUCCUUCACCCCCUCCUGCUGGCCAGCCCCAUACCCCGCCCGCUCAAACCCCCGCUGUAUCUGAUCCCCACAAUGCUCCGCCACCCAGCGCUGCUGUAG